Messenger RNA from Fusarium fujikuroi IMI 58289, 1497 nucleotides. RefSeq lists its product with no specific name. Bases 1 to 1497 code for a protein of 498 amino acids. The transcript has a single exon. The record is from RefSeq and is a predicted model, not a curated record. NCBI's taxonomy places the organism in Eukaryota, Fungi, Ascomycota, Sordariomycetes, Hypocreales, Nectriaceae. Gene Ontology annotation, molecular function: protein binding.
AUGCUUACUGACUUUCCGAACGAGAUCCAAUGUCAGAUCAUCCGUCUCCUCGACCCCGUCGGCCUCAUUUCAGUGAGCCAAUCCAGCAGACACUUUAGACGUCUUGUGAACCCGCAAAAGAGACACUUAGUCGAGCGUCUUCUUCAAGUUGAGUUGUCAGCUGAGCACGGCGGCCCAACUCUCACCUAUCGGUCAAGAGACAGCAGAUUGGAGCCCAGUUGGCAAGAUGCAGCAUGGGAAUCAAUGCGUUGGGCUUGCACAAGCUGCCUUCGUCUUCUUUCAAACAAAUUCUUCGAUAACCAGUCGCUGCUACGUUUGAGCUACCGGAAGCCUCUUCCGAACUCUGAUGCUGCUCAGAUGAUUACUACCUGGGAACCUCGCCCCAACUGGCGGCCUCAGGAUCGACUGGCCCCCGGCUCUGAAGCAUAUCAGUUGGAGAAAAGCAGACGCAGAAUUUACUCUUUCGCGGUGACAAAAGGCGUCAUGUGUGAUGUCGAAGGACAUCCAGCUGAACAUUUGGACAUUUUAGACGUGACCGUUUUGGCUGGGUUUGAAAAGCUGUUUGAGAAGGAAUUUCGCGAUAUGGACGAUGAUGAACAACUGGAGUUGUUUGACAAAAUCGCACUUCUGAUUGAGAACGAUGACUGCGGUAAGAAAAGAUAUCUUCGGAAAUGCAUUGAGUGCAAAUUUCGCAAAGGAUCCUUGUCUCAUCGGCUUGUGGGCGAUCGUGGCAGUCAAAGCUUUCCCGUCAUUCCCAGUCGGCGAGUCGGUUUCAAGUCAGACCUGGAUCGCAAUUUCCCAGGAUUCCUCGGUACACUGAAAAGCGAGCAGCCGUUCGUGAAAAGCCACAGCGUCGGUGUGUAUCUGUAUACCAUGUACAUGGCUCGGUGCCGCAGAUGCGAGCGCUGGCAAGAGAUCCGGUCUUUUCGCUUAGAAGGACACCGUUGGGGAUGGAGACAUGGUGUAUCUGAGGAAGCAGAGUUACCAGGAAAGAAGCAUGACACGAGCUUCUGCAACAAGUGCCUUUCUGACACCAGAGGCCGUGAACAACUCACUGAAUCUCUGACGAAAUGGAUUUUGGCUCUCCUUGACAAGAGACUUAGUCUCUAUGUAUCACAGCUAUAUCACCUUCUCAACACCCAGUACUACACGCCCGUCUACCACCUUCCACAAACCGAGGCGGAGGAGUGGGGAGUUCUUCUUCAACAGACGCCGAAGGUUAUCAUAGGUCUCACUUCGGGCUUAUCCCGUGAGAAUCUUGAUCUUAUCAAUACCCGUCGCAGACAAUGGAAAGAUCUCUUGGACCGGGCGAAGCAGAGCGAUGCCCAAAAUCCGCAGUAUCGGGUCCUUGAUGGCCUUUACGACAAAUGGGUCCGUCGGUCGGAUGCUAUUGAAAGCAAAUGGAAGUGGAUGAUGAGCUGUAGAGAGGAGAUUGAAGAUAAUCCUGAGCUUUUGGUUGAUUGGGCCCUUCACAGGGAUGGGGCUGCUUUUACGUGA